Messenger RNA from Nematocida parisii ERTm1, 2900 nucleotides. RefSeq lists its product as uncharacterized. Gene Ontology annotation, molecular function: nucleosome binding. The transcript has a single exon. NCBI's taxonomy places the organism in Eukaryota, Fungi, Microsporidia. Bases 1 to 2877 code for a protein of 958 amino acids. Gene Ontology annotation, cellular component: FACT complex. Gene Ontology annotation, biological process: positive regulation of transcription elongation by RNA polymerase II; transcription elongation by RNA polymerase II. The record is from RefSeq and is a predicted model, not a curated record.
AUGGCAAAGGUAGAGCUUGACUGCAAGACAUUUAAGGAGAGAAUGGAAAAUAUUAUUCAGGCACUUCCAGAAGACGUGGAUGGGUUAAUGAUUACAUUCGGGGAGAGAGAUAGUACUUUUUCAUACGGAAUCAACUCUGCCAUGUUUUUUUAUCUGUUAGGGUAUGAAUUCCCGGUUACUUCAUUAAUCAUCAGAAGAACUGAAGUAAUUGCUGUUUCAAGCAUAAAAAAGUGCUUUAUACUUGAAAAACUGAAAGACACAGUUAAUAUCAGAACACUAAGCCGGUUGAAGGACAUGUCAAAUCAGCCAGAAAUAAUCAAUAGCAUAAAGGAAGUGACUGGCGAUAAGGUUUUAGGCAUCCUGAGUGAGGACAGAGGGUCUUUUGUGACUGAGUGGGAGAGUAAUUUUAAGACGCAGGACAUAACAAAAAGCAUUGAAAAUGCACUUGUGAAGAAGGAUAGGAAGCAGCAAGAUUUAAUGGAACUGGCUGCACUCUCUGCAACACAGAUGUCCUUGCUUUUAGAGGGGAAGAUUAGACAGAUAUUAAAAACAGACGACAGAGUGAUACACGAGGAGCUGAGUGAACAAAUAGAAGCAGCUCUGGAAGUAGAGAUAAAGAAGCUUCCCAGUGAACUGGACCAGUCCUACAUUGAACUUUGCUUUAAGCCAGUAAUACAGAGUGGAGGGCAGUAUAUGAAAACAAGAACAGCAAAGGGUGAGUUUAUUAAUGCGUAUAACGAACAGCUUCUGUACUUUGACAUAAUCAGUUAUUAUUUAUGGGUUGCAUACAAGGGGCACUGUUCACACAUUGGAAGAACUCUUUUAGUUGAUCCUAAUAAGAAGAGCAGGGAUGUCCUGGCAUAUAAUUUACGAUUCAUGAAAUAUGUUAUUAAAAACAUAGCACCUGGGAAAACACCGAAGCAGAUUAAAGAAGAAACAAUGAAGCGAUUUGAUGAAGUAGUUGAUCCAAAAUAUCACACCGAACUGAUGCAUAAAAUGAAAAUAGAAAUAGGCCCCAGCAUUGGGAUUCGGCCUGAGGAGGGGCUUUCUCCAGAGCUAUUAGAGAAUCUGCCAAUACAGGGCAACUCUGUUUUUAUCGUGUCUGUUGGGUUCUAUGACUUAAUAAAAAUGAUAGAUGAGGAUGACAGAUCUGGCACUAUUCAUCUGGAUAAUGUUGUGAUGAUUGACCAGGGCGUGCCCAGGCUGCUUACACCAUUUAGCAUGAAUGUAAUGGACUAUAUCUUUGAAAAGCCGGUAGAGCAGACAAAAAGAACCCUUUCUGGAAGAAGACUGCGUAACAGAGACAAAGAACUGGAGAGGGCCAAUGAGAUAAAUGAGCAUCAAAAGCAGUUAAUGGACGAGUUGAUUGAAGAGCAGCUAAACUUCUACAAAAUGCAAGAGGCGCCAGAAGAGGAGAUAGUUGAAGAACCUGCCGAAAAGACUAUCUCUUACGAGAAAGAAACUCUUAUACCACGUGGAACUCCUAUUAUAAAGGUGGACAGAAGGGCAUUCAGUGUAAUUAUUCCUGUAUUUGGUGCAGCUGUCCCUUUCCACAUCGAUGUGAUUAAAACCGCAACAAAAACCAUUGAGGAUGGAAUAGGAUACUUGAAAAUAUCUUUCUACCAGCCUGAUAGGGACGUGCCCACCAGCGCAAACAACUUACUGUCUCUGGUUAUAAAGGACACACAAGAGAACGUAAUGACGGCCUGGAAGGAAAUAAAUAACCUCAAGAAAGAAGAAGAGGAAACAGAGGAGGAGAUAGAAGAAGGAGAGCAGGAAGAUCUGCAGGAGAUUGCAGGUAGAGUGGAAACACUACAGAAUGUUUUUAUGCGGUGUGAUCACAGAAUGGGUACAAAAAAGAAUGUGGCAAACACAGUCGAGCUGCACAAAAACGGGCUUCGAUACCACUCAAGGCAGGCAGGAAAUGUAGAUAUCCUCUUCUCUAAGAUAAAGCACAUGUUCUUACAACACGGUGUGGCGGAGUCUCCGAGUCUUCUCCACUUUAAAUUGCACACCCCCAUGACAAUUGCAGAAAAGAAAACCUCUGAUAUACAGUUCUUUAGAGAUUGUGUGGCAAACGCAGUGCAUGAUACCCGGAAAACAAGAAACAGAAUAAUUGGCGAAGAUGCCGAGAUAUACGCAGAAGAAGAGGAGGAGAGAAUCAGAGAAGAAAUUAACGAUGCCUUCCACGACUUUGCCAUGUGCGUUUCUGAAAAGUCCCGUAUCAUUCUGGAAGAGCCCAUAUCUAAAGGAUUCUUUGGUGUCCCGCACAGACAGAGCGUUUUUAUUCAGCCCACCUCAGAGUGCUUGGUGAAUCUAACAGAGUUCCCCUUCUUUGUCCUGCCCUUUAAGGACAUAGAAAUUCUGAACUUUGAAAGAAGAGUUUCUGGUGUUACCACUUCUGAUCUGGUCUUUGUGCUGAAGGAUAAAACAAAAGUGCCUGUUCACGUGCACGGUGUCUCUGCUAUGUCAGUGCCCUGGCUUAUGGACUUCUUUGACUCAAAGAACAUAUGCUUUACUGAGACAAAGGUUAACAUACAGUGGAAUAACGUUUUGAAAAGUGUCCUUGAUGACCCCAUGGCAUUUUACGAGGGAGGUGCCUGGGCAAUUCUGCAACCCAGCAGAGAGGCCGCAAAUGAUGAGAAGAAUGAAGACCCAGAUGACGACGCAGUUGAUCUAAACACAACAGAAGAGUCUGAUGGGGAUGAUGACGAAGAAUUCAUUACAGAUGAAGAUUUAGUAGAAUCGGAUGAGGAGGAGGAAGAAGAAGAUCUAUCCUACAGCAAUGCAAGUGGCUCAGAAGAAGAUAGCUUUGUUGUGUCCGAUGAGAAAGAAGAAUCUGAAGAACUCCCCAGAAAAAAGAAACAAAAAAGAUAAAAAUGUGGUAAUAUGAAAUAAGC